GUGAAUAUGACAUGGUGACGUUGCUGUUUAGCGACAUAGUUAGCUUUACAAAUAUAUGUUCCCAAUGCCGUCCAAUUGAUAUUGUUAAUAUGUUGAACGCGCUGUACACGCGAUUCGACAGACUCACGUCUGUACAUGAUGUAUACAAGGUUGAGACUAUUGGGGAUGCGUACAUGGUUGUAGGCGGUCUACCCCUUCCAAUCAAAACGCACGCUGCUCGUAUUGCCAACAUGGCGCUUGGCAUGAUGAUAAUAUCAAAGGAGGUCAUUUCACCGAUUACGAAUGAGCCUAUUGGG
Anneissia japonica is the source of this 296-nucleotide messenger RNA. Its product is annotated as guanylate cyclase soluble subunit beta-2-like. Gene Ontology annotation, biological process: receptor guanylyl cyclase signaling pathway; intracellular signal transduction; cGMP biosynthetic process. NCBI's taxonomy places the organism in Eukaryota, Metazoa, Echinodermata, Crinoidea, Comatulida, Comatulidae. The record is from RefSeq and is a predicted model, not a curated record. The annotation marks the transcript as partial. The transcript is spliced from 2 exons. Gene Ontology annotation, molecular function: peptide receptor activity; guanylate cyclase activity.